AUGAGCCCCGUCAGGAGCAAUGAAUGCGUUGGCAUGGAACUGCCGGGGGUGGGGAACCCCCGGACAGUUCGUGACCUCGCUGCCCUAGUGCAAUCAUAUAACCCCAAACUGGUGUUCCUUUCAGAAACUAGACAGAGCGAGGAACAUAUGCAGAGCCUAAGGUGGCACCUAGGACUGAAAGCCUACCUCGUCAGGAGCUGUGUGGGCCGUAGCGGUGGUAUAGCUCUUUUCUGGGAUGAGUCCCUAGCUGUGAACCUGAUCACAAUCUCUAAUAAGGUGAUCGAUGUUUCUGUCCAAGAGGACUCGGUGUCACCACCCUGGAGAAUAUCAUUCUUCUAUGGGGAGCCAAGAGUUGAGGACAGAUAUUUAACAUGGGAGUUUAUGAAGAGAAUCAAAUCCCGGUCUGAUAAACCAUGGAUUAUGGUGGGUGAUUUUAAUGAAACCAUGUGGCAAUUUGAGCACUUCUCUAGCACGAAAAGGGGAGAAAGACAGAUGGAGGCGUUCAGAGAGGCACUUGAGUUCUGUGGGAUGCACGACCUGGGUUUUGUUGGAUUGCCGUGGACAUUUGACAAUAAACAAUUCGGUCGUCGAAACGUGCGGGUGCGUCUGGACAGAGCCGUGGCCGAUGAUAAUUGGUCCAACCUGUUCGGUCAAGCAUCCGUGGAACACCUUGUAUCACCGUGCUCCGAUCACUGCCUGAUUUUGCUGAGGCUUGCGCCAGCUGAUGCGCAAAGAGUGAAACCGAAGAUUUUGCGAUAUGAGAUUAUGUGGGAGAGGGAGCAAUCCCUCGAAGAUGUCAUUAUGGAGGCAUGGGAUAGCGGGCCAGCAAAAACUUUUUUGGCUUCCUUUGCUUCAGCACUCAAGGGAGUCAUGCAGUCACUUCACAGUUGGAGCCGGGAGAAUUUCGGGUCUGUUCGUCGAAAGUUGGAAGAACUCAGGACCCGACUUGCUGAACUGAAUGGCAAGAUGGACGAUGAUAGCAGAGCUGAGGCGAGAAGAAUGGCCGCGGUGAUGGAUGAAAUGCUAUAUAGGGAGGAAAUGAUGUGGCUCCAACGGUCCCGUAUUUCAUGA
Molecule: messenger RNA, 1071 nt
Organism: Panicum virgatum (switchgrass)
Lineage: Eukaryota; Viridiplantae; Streptophyta; Magnoliopsida; Poales; Poaceae
Exons: 1
Coding region: 1-1071 (356 amino acids)
Molecular function (GO): catalytic activity
Source: RefSeq, a predicted model, not a curated record